AAGAGUAAAGUGCGAGGAGCCAGGGAGAAGCCGAACCCUCUUUUUUCUUUUUUUCUCGCACUCUGACUACUCAUUUCAUGUCGGAGACUUCCCAGAAACUAAGGAAUCUCUUCAACGGAGACUAAAUCUUUCUCCUUUUUUUCUCUAUCAGCGUUUUCGCCUUUGCUUACUUCUGAAGGAAAGGAAAGAUAGAGAAAGAGAGAAAGCCAAAGAGAAGAGAGAAAGAGAGAGAGAUGUAUGUAGUGACGCCUCCUCAGAGAUCCGAUUUGGGAUCCAACUACGGUUUUCGGGUCUAUCAAACAUGGAAAGGAAGCAAUAUAUUUUGUCUUCAGGGAAGGUUUAUAUUCGGGCCAGACGCAAGGUCACUUGGUCUCACCAUAAGUCUAAUCGUGGUCCCUGUUAUAGUCUUCUGCAUCUUCGUUGCAAGCAAGCUAAUGGAUGACUUCUCUGAUACUUGGGGAGUCUCAAUAGUCUCUGUUGCUGUUGUCUUCACCAUUUAUGACUUAAUUCUUCUGAUGCUUACAUCCGGAAGAGAUCCAGGGAUUAUCCCAAGAAACUCUCAUCCUCCUGAGCCUGAAGUUGUUGAUGGAAAUUCAGGGACAAGCCAGACCCCAAGACUGCCUCGCGUGAAGGAAGUAGAAGUUAAUGGGAACAUAUUUAAGGUCAAGUACUGUGACACUUGCAUGCUCUAUAGACCACCUCGCUGCUCUCAUUGCUCUAUCUGCAACAACUGUGUAGAAAGAUUUGACCAUCACUGUCCUUGGGUUGGUCAAUGUAUUGCCCAAAGGAAUUAUCGGUUCUUCUUCAUGUUUGUCUUUUCCACGACUCUUCUAUGUGUAUACGUGUUGGCCUUUUGCUGUGUCUAUAUAAGGAAGAUCAAAGAAUCUGAAGAUAUAACCAUUUGGAAAGCAAUGCUCAAAACUCCUGCCUCCAUGGCUCUGAUAAUCUACACAUUCAUAUGUAUGUGGUUCGUUGGAGGCUUAACAGGUUUCCAUCUCUAUCUCAUCAGCACAAAUCAGACUACAUAUGAGAAUUUCAGAUACAGUUAUGACCGGCGUAGCAACCCACAUAACAAAGGAGUGGUUGAUAACUUCAAAGAAAUCUUUUGUUACGCAAUACCUACUUCGAAGAAUGAUUUCAGGGCUAUGGUACCUAGGGAAGCUCCAGUGCCAUUAAGAUCAGCUGUUGGCGGUUUUAUGAGUCCAAACAUGGGGAGAGGUAAUGAUGAGAUUGAAAUGGGGAGGAAAGGUGUCUGGGCAAUGGCUGAACAUGGUGAUGACAAGAACGGUAGUAAUAAUGAACGGUUUCAUGUCAACGACGAUGAGUUGGGUGACAUUAGGACCACAACGGAUGAUUAUGAACAAAGUGGUAGGCCCAACAUUCAUCCUAGGCACUCCAGCUGGGAAAUGUCACCAGAGGUUAUGGCCUUGGCAUCAAGAAGAACUUAA
Molecule: messenger RNA, 1448 nt
Organism: Eruca vesicaria subsp. sativa (arugula)
Lineage: Eukaryota; Viridiplantae; Streptophyta; Magnoliopsida; Brassicales; Brassicaceae
Source: the annotation of a GenBank genome assembly